CACCUGUGACCGCUGGCCCGAGCGCCGGUUCUGAGAGGGGAGGCAGCCUGAGCGGGGGGCGGAGGGCGGAGGCGGCGGCUGGGCCAGGGCGGCCGCCUCAGCAGCAGCAACAGCAGCAGCAACGCCAUCAUCAUGUGGCUGAGCCCCGAGGAGGUGCUGCUGGCGAACGCGCUCUGGAUCACCGAGCGGGCCAACCCUUUCUUCCUCCUCCAGCGGCGGCGGGGCCACGGCAAGGGGGGCGGCCUGACGGGACUGCUCGUAGGAACUUUGGAUGUGGUUUUGGACUCCAGUGCUAGAGUUGCUCCUUAUAGGAUCUUGCAUCAAACACAAGAUUCUCAGAUAUAUUGGGCAGUGGCUUGUGGCUCAAACCGUCAGGAAAUUACAAGCCAUUGGGAAUGGCUAGAGAAUAAUUUGCUCCAGACUCUUGCAAUCUUUGACAGUGAAGAAGAUAUUACUACCUUUGUCAAGGGUAAAAUACAUGGAAUUAUUGCUGAAGAGAAUAAGAACCGACAGCCACAGGGGGAAGAAGAUCCUGGCAAAUUUAAGGAAGCAGAAUUGAAGAUGCGCAAGCAGUUUGGAAUGCCUGAAGUAGAGAAACUUGUCAAUUACUAUUCUUGCAGUUAUUGGAAAGGGCGUGUGCCAAGACAGGGCUGGCUGUAUCUCACUGUUAAUCACCUUUGCUUCUAUUCCUUCCUUUUGGGCAAAGAAGUGACCCUUAUAGUGCAGUGGGUAGAUAUAACACAGCUAGAGAAGAAUGCUACCCUUCUGUUUCCUGAGUGCAUCAAAGUGAGUACCAGAGACAGUGAACUCUACUUUUCUAUGUUCGUCAGUAUCAAUGAGACGUUCAAAUUAAUGGAACAGUUGGCUAACAUUGCCAUGCGUCAACUAUUUGAUAAUAAAAGUUUCACGGAGGAUAUGGUGCUUCCCAAACCCAGCAAGCCACUCAAGAAUAUCUCAGCACUCAAGAGGGAUCUGGAUGCCAGAGCCAAAAAUGAAUGGUACCGUGCUACUUUUCGAUUGCCCAAGGAUGAACGGCUUGAUGGGCACACAGACUGUACUUUGUGGACCCCAUUCAAUAAAAUCCACAUUCUCGGCCAGAUGUUUGUUUCCAAUAACUAUAUCUGUUUUGCUAGCAAGGCAGAAGAGGCAUGCCAUCUCAUAAUACCACUUAGGGAGGUUACAAUUGUUGAGAAAGCAGACAGCUCCAGCAUUUUGCCUAGCCCACUUUCCAUCAGCACUCGAAGCAAAAUGACCUUCCUCUUUGCCAACCUGAAGGACCGAGACUUCCUAGUACAGAGAAUUUCUGAUUUCCUACAGAGGACUCCUUCAAAGCAAACAUGCAGUGACAUAGGGCAAAAGAAGAGUAUUGAUGACCAUGCCUCUGAGGAAAUGUCUCCUAAUAGUCCUCCUGCAGACAGUCCUGCUUCUCCUCUCAACAAUCAGCCUGUGAAUUUUUGCACAGAUGAGGUACCCACAGCAUCUCAAGGACUGUUGAAAUUGUUUGGGACCAAUUCAGAGGAAUCCUCUGGAAUAAAAUGGGCAAAGGAGACAAUGAAAGAAGAAUCUUGGAACAUUCAUUUUUUUGAAUAUGGGAGGGGCAUGUGUAUGUACCGGACAGCCAAGACUCGUGAGCUGGUGCAAAAAGGAAUUCCAGAGAGUCUUCGUGGAGAACUAUGGCUCCUGUUUUCAGGGGCCUGGAAUGAGAUGGCCACUCACCCUGGGUAUUACAGUGAUUUGGUGAAACGAUCUAUGGGAAAGUAUAGCCUUGCCACUGAAGAAAUUGAAAGAGACCUGCAUCGUUCAAUGCCAGAGCACCCUGCCUUUCAGAAUGAACUAGGAAUUGCUGCACUUAGAAGGGUACUAACAGCAUAUGCUUUUCGGAAUCCUACAAUUGGAUACUGCCAGGCCAUGAACAUAGUGACAUCAGUACUGCUUCUGUAUUGUAAUGAAGAAGAAGCUUUCUGGCUCCUUGUAGCCCUGUGUGAGAGAAUGUUGCCAGAUUACUAUAACACUAGAGUGGUUGGUGCACUAGUAGACCAAGGCAUCUUUGAAGAACUAACAAGAGAUUGCCUUCCCCAGCUGUCCGAGAAGAUGCAAGAUUUAGGAGUCAUUUCCAGCAUAUCACUAUCUUGGUUCCUCACACUUUUCCUUAGCGUCAUGCCUUUUGAAAGCGCAGUGGUCGUUGUUGACUGUUUCUUCUAUGAAGGCAUAAAGGUCAUCUUGCAGGUAUCCCUGGCCAUCCUGGAUGCCAACAUGGACAAGCUGUUAAAUUGCUGUGACGAAGGUGAAGCCAUGACUGUCUUGGGCAGGUACCUGGAUAAUGUGGUUAAUCGACAGAGUAUUUUCCCACCUAUUCCUCACCUCCAUGCUUUAUUGACGAGUGGGGAUGAUCCACCAGUGGAAAUUGAUAUUUUUGAACUUAUAAGAAUAGCCUAUGAGAAAUUCAGCCAUUUGAAAGCAGAUGACAUUGAACAGAUGCGUUUUAAACAAAGAUUGAAGGUAAUCCAUUCUUUAGAAGACACUGCUAAGAGAAGUGUGGUCCGAGCUGUAUCUGGAGACAUUGGCUUUUCUAUGCAAGAAUUAGAAGAUCUUUAUGUAGUAUUUAAGGCAAAAUACUUAAUGAGCUGUUACUGGGGAAAUCGUACUUCAGCUGCUCAACGAGACCAGAGUCUGCCCUACUUAGAGCAGUACCGCAUCAACCUUGAGCAGUUCAAAGACUUGUUUGCUUCCCUUACACCUUGGUCUUGUGGACUCCACAUGACAGUACUUGCAGAAAGAAUGUUCCGACUUCUGGAUAAAAACAAAGAUUCCCUUAUUAACUUUAAAGAGUUUGCAACAGGCAUGAGUGGAAUGUAUCAUGGUGAUCUGACAGAGAAGUUGAAACUCCUUUACAAACUACAUUUGCCUCCAGCUUUCAAUUCAGAGGAGGCAGAGUCUGCUCAGGAAGCUACAAACUACUUCACAGAUAAUAAUGCUACAGAAGAAACAGAUAAUCAGGAAAAUAAAUCAGGAAGAGAUGAGGAAUCCAAAGAUCAAGAGAGGGGCACAAAUCCUCAUGAUUACAGAUAUCACUUGCGAAUGUGGGCCAAGGAGAAAGAUGCCAGACAAGAAACAAUCAAAGAUCUUCCUAAGAUGAGUCAGGAGCAGUUUAUAGAAUUGUGCAAGACCCUAUAUAACAUGUUCAGCGAAGAUUCUUUGGAGCAAGAACUAUACCAUGCCAUUGCCACUGUUGCCAGCCUUCUCCUACAAAUUGGAGAGGUUGGCAAAAAGUUUUCUAAUCAGCCUGUUAAAAAGGACCCUGUAAGUAAAGAGUCUCCAGCUUCUGAUCAAAGUCAGAGUUCAAUUCUAGAGCAAUAUUCUCAGGCUACUCCAGAAGGCAAAGCUUCUGGGGACAUUCAAAUUGAGAAAAACCAACAGGGAAAUCAGAUUUUUGUAGAUGGAGGAGGUGAAGGUCCAGGAUCACCCAUACAGUUGUUUUCAGAUGAUGAAACUAAAGAUGAUAUGUCCAUGUCUUCAUAUUCUAUGAUUAGCACAGGCUCCUUACAGUGUGAAGAUAUUGCGGAUGAUACAGUUCUAGUUGGUUGUGAGGCAGGCAGCUCAGCUGCACGAUGUGGUAGCACCAUUGAUACAGACUGGUCCAUCUCCUUUGAACAGAUCUUAGCCUCUAUCCUUACAGAAUCAGUCUUAGUAAACUACUUUGAGAAGAAAACUGAUGUUGCACAGAAAAUCAAGGAGCAAAGGAAAAUUGAAAGACAAUUCAGUUCAUCCAGUGAUUAUGAACUCCCCUCAGUAUCAGGCUGAACUUGAGGAAUAAGGCCAAGAUUGGGCAAGAGGCAGGUCUAGGAACCUAAUGGGUGGACAGGGUUUUUUUUAAACCAACACCAGUAACUAUGCAUUAAUUAAGGGAACUGAAUAAGGAGUUUAUCAUACUGAUUCUUUGAUAUGUGAGCUUCCCUGGAGGAUAACUUGCUUGCCGAAAUAACAUUAAAUUCUCAAAAGCAUGAAAGGAUAGAAUUGAAUAGCCUCUUGGGUUAAAAUUACUAUAGUAAAUUAUGCAUGUGUGCCUCUGCUUGUCUUUCUGUAAUGCAGCUUAAUUUCAGGCACACCUAUGCUAUAGCUCCCUUUUCUUUGGAUUUCUUGGUAAUUAUUUAGAAGUGCAGCCCUGCUUUCUAUCUUUUCCCUGUGUCCUAACACAGACAUUCAAAAUGCUGUAGAUAUUCCUGCCUAAAUAAACCUUGCUAGGAAUUGAUAAAUUCAGUGAAGUAACUUGUUGAAUGUAAAUAUGUUGUAUUCUCUUACUCUUGGCAUCUUGCAAUUCAAAAUGCCCCAAUGUCUUGGGACAGCUGGUUUCUAUCCCAAGUGAUUCAUUAAUAUUAAUCAGUACAGUAUAUAACUUUCAAAAUUUCAAAGACAGAUAUUUACUAAUAUCUUUUAGCCCCUUUUUAACUCUUCGGUGCCAUGUUCAUUUUUAAUUUCCCUGAAAGAAAGGAGUGUAAUAGCCAUUGAGAAUGGAGCAGAGUCCUGAGGAUCACAAGACACAAAAGACUUAACUGUCUGACCAUUUUAUUGUUUCUUCUUAAUUUGAGAUGGUACAUAGCCUGAGCUAAUUACUUAUAGUCUGUUAUCUUUGAUUGCUGGCAUAAUUAGAAAGCCUCUGUAAGUCAUGUUUUUCUCUGUGAUCCGAAGUAGGUCUUUUUUGUUUGUAAAUACAUCCAUAGGAAAUGCAAAUGUAAAUGCAUAACUUACUUGCUAUGUGGUGACCCAAAUGUUGUACAUCAUUUGAAUUGCAGUACAAUGGAAAUAUUGCAAUUGUAUAUGUAAUGUAUAUUAAUAGGUGAGGUUUAGAUCACCUCGUGUUCUGAUGGUGUAGUAUAAAUAUUCAGAUACAGGACCCAUCCUCUACAAAAUCAUUUGUGGAUUGGAAGAAAACUGGAGCUCCAUUUUGGAUUGAUAGCUUCCCUAUGGGAAGGCAUUCACUCUCAAGAAGCAUUAUUUGUUUAUAUUUGUAUACAUGCUCUGUACACUAGUUGCAUGAAUUACAUUUAAAUUGUAUAAAUGCCGUGUAUGGUAAUUGCUGAACCAGCCAUUAGUGUUGUCACAUUGGCUGUUCAGAAGGAGAAAAGUCUAAAGAUCUUGAAUAUGUGUAUCCAUGGAAUACACCAGUAGGUGCAAUAUCCAGUGUUAUUCUGAUUGUGGCGUAUUCUGUAUAUUUAAGUCUCAAAUUUCAUAUUCAUGUAUCUGAAAGCAGAUAAUAAUGACAUUGGCUUUUACUAAUUCUUGAUAAUUUAUUAUGUUUUAAUUAUAUAUUUACACACAAAAAACAUACAUGUAAUUUUACAUCAUUUGUCUGAUCAAUCAUGUAUAUAUUCAAUAAAUGAAUCAAACCA
Molecule: messenger RNA, 5387 nt
Organism: Pseudonaja textilis
Lineage: Eukaryota; Metazoa; Chordata; Lepidosauria; Squamata; Elapidae
Gene: TBC1D9B
Product: TBC1 domain family member 9B
Molecular function (GO): calcium ion binding
Source: RefSeq, a predicted model, not a curated record